Nerophis lumbriciformis (worm pipefish) is the source of this 1689-nucleotide messenger RNA. Lineage: Eukaryota; Metazoa; Chordata; Actinopteri; Syngnathiformes; Syngnathidae. The record is from RefSeq and is a predicted model, not a curated record.
AUGGCCACAUCGGAUGGACUAGACGGCUGUCUGCAGCGAGGCAGAUCUCAAAGUGACCCGAAUAUACUGACCGAACCGGGGAUCGAUUUGGCUCACGGCGCAGUAGAUGUGCUGGACCAGCAGAGGGUGCUAAGGACCGGCUGUCUGGUGACCGGCGUCCACACGCCUCCCAUCAGGCGGAACAGCAAGCUGGCCACACUGGGGCGUCUCUUCAAGCCCUGGAAGUGGAGGAAAAAGAAAAAUGAAAAACUUAAACAGAGUUCCACAGAUGUAGCAUUAUCCAGCGGCCUUCUCUACCACGACCCAAACUCUCACAGCCAGGGCUGUUGUUCAGAUGGAACACUCCUGCUUGGUGGAUUCGGGGGACCUUUGAACUCAAACUUGACUGUCAGCAGUGUGGAAUACCUUGGUCCAGAAGUAGACCAUCCCCUUCCAGUGGUCGCCCCCAUCCAGGACUGCGAGUGUCUGGAGGAAACUGUAAAUGUGGCACUUAGAGAUGAGGAAGGAGACCAAGAGGCGCACCCUGUUGGGGAGUUAUCCGAUAGCCUACAGGAUGUCAGAGAGCGGAUGGAAGAAAAACCAGAGGAGGAGAUUGCUCCAGGAACAUCUACACCACAAGUACCUCCAAAACUUUUGCCGCAGCUAACAAGUGGAGACGAUUCAGGCCUUGUGUCACUGCCUCUCCAUCAUCCUAACUCCUACCAUCCAAAGGAGCCUUUGCCCAGGCCACAAGAGAGCCUGGUGCCCAUAACCAUGCCCCUACGUGGGCCCCUGGCUAACUCCUCAGGGUCUCCUCACCUUGGCAAUAUGAUUCACCCCCCUAUGCCUCCAAGUUGCAUUAUGGAGGAACUCCAAAGAGCGUUCGCCACCAAGAACAGACAGGAGAGUGUGCAUGAAGGGUGUGAGCAGGCCUCAUCACCACCACGGCUUUGGUGCUCGGACGGACGCCUCUCUCGCUCCUGUAGCUCAGAAAACCAACACACAUCGUCUAUAGCUGGCAUGUGUGUUGGAGGUGGCGGCUCUGACUGGCCCAAGAAGGAGGCGGAGGAGAACAAGGAGAAUGUGCGGCUGGACCAGUGCUUCUCCAACACAUCUGGCCUCCCCACCGACUUGGACGGAUGGAAUGACUCUGUCAUCUCUGGUACACUUCCUCGCAGGUUAAGAAAGGAGUUACUGGCCGUCAAACUACGAAACAGGCCCACCAAGCAGGAGCUCGAAGAUCGGAACAUCUUCCCUGCAAGGAGCGACCAGGAGCGCCAGGAAAUACGGCAGCAGAUUGAGAUGAAGCUUGCUAAGAGGCUGAGCCAGAGACCCAACGUGGAAGAGCUGGAGAGUCGGAACAUUCUGAAACAGAGAAAUGACCAGACAGAACAAGAGGAGAGGAGAGAGAUAAAGCAGAGGCUAAACAGAAAGCUAAACCAGCGGCCUACAGUAGAUGAGCUUCGUGACAGAAAGAUUUUGAUCCGCUUCAGUGACUAUGUGGAAGUGGCUAAAGCUCAGGACUAUGACAGGAGAGCAGACAAGCCCUGGACGCGCCUUUCAGCAGCAGACAAGGCUGCCAUUCGUAAAGAACUGAAUGAGUUCAAAAGCACUGAGAUGGAAGUACACGCAUCCAGCAAACACCUUACGAGGUUCGUGUUUUGGGCCGUGCGUUCCAUCGGCCAUGAGAGCAAGGAGUUUCUUCUGUGA